This is a messenger RNA of Aspergillus uvarum CBS 121591, 918 nucleotides long. Its product is annotated as alpha/beta-hydrolase. The transcript has a single exon. The annotation marks the transcript as partial. The record is from RefSeq and is a predicted model, not a curated record. Lineage: Eukaryota; Fungi; Ascomycota; Eurotiomycetes; Eurotiales; Aspergillaceae.
AUCCAUCAGCCCAAAUGGCGUCAGGACUACUUCUUCGGUAUCCCAUAUGCGCAGCCCCCUGUAGACGAGCUGCGAUUCCGCCCACCGCACUCUCUCAACACCUCCUGGGUAGGCGAGCACAACGCGACGGAGAUGGGCCCCAUGUGCUACGGGUAUGGGCCGACGCAGAUGGCUAAUGGCGAGCACGUGUCGGAGGAUUGGCUGACGUUGAAUGUAGUACGGGUAUUCAAUGUGUCCUCGUCUAAGGGCUUACUCCCGGUGGUGGUGUAUAUCUACGGGGGGCUCUUCAAGCACGGGGCGGGCAGCGACCCGCGCUAUAAUAUGAUAUCUUUGCUGCAGGUGGAGGUGCAAAACGGGCAGGAGUUUGUCGAGAUGACGCUGAACUACCGACUUAGCUACUGGAGAUUCCUCUAUGGGGAGGGGGUGGCGCGCGAGGGAGCGACCAACUUGGGCUUGUGUGAUCAGCGGUUGGCGCUGCAGUGGGUGCCGAACAUCGCGGCCUUUGGUGGCGACCCGACCAAAAUUACCAUCUGGGGUCAGGAGGCAGGCGCCUUCAGCGUCGGCUUGCAGCUGCUAGCUUACGCGGGCCGCGACGAUGGGCUCUUCCGCGCUGCGAUCGCCCAGAGUGGCAGUCCCAUGCUGAUGUGGCCCUCCGUCGCGGCCACGAACUGGCAGCCGCUGUAUGAGGCCUUUCUGAAUGCUACGAACUGCACCGAUGCCGUCUCGGGCAGCACGCUGGAUUGUCUACGCCGUGUCUCGGCCGCCACUCUCUCCGAAGUUUUCAGCAGGGACCUCACCACGUUCAACCGGCCUAACCCCGUCGUGGACGGCGAUUUUCUCCCAAAGUUGGGGUUUUCCGCGCUCGAGGCCGGCGACUUUGUCAGGGUGCUCCUGCUGCUCGGCACCGCGCAAGACGAG